Pantherophis guttatus is the source of this 3331-nucleotide messenger RNA. RefSeq names its product dopa decarboxylase (gene DDC). The record is from RefSeq and is a predicted model, not a curated record. Lineage: Eukaryota; Metazoa; Chordata; Lepidosauria; Squamata; Colubridae. Gene Ontology annotation, molecular function: aromatic-L-amino-acid decarboxylase activity; pyridoxal phosphate binding. Gene Ontology annotation, cellular component: cytoplasm. Gene Ontology annotation, biological process: carboxylic acid metabolic process; amino acid metabolic process; serotonin biosynthetic process.
AUGGAUACCACAGAAUUUCGAAAAAGAGGAAAAGAGAUGGUGGAUUACAUUGCAGAUUACAUUGAGAAGAUAGAGGAACGACAGGUCUAUCCUGAUGUAGAGCCAGGUUAUUUAAGAGCCCUCAUUCCAGAGUUUGCUCCUGAAACACCUGAAAGAUUUGAAGACAUCCUUAAAGAUGUUGAAAGAAUAAUUAUGCCUGGGGUGACUCAUUGGCACAGUCCCUACUUCUUCGCCUAUUUUCCUACUGCCAACUCUUUCCCUGCUCUUUUGGGUGAUAUGUUAUCUGGGGCCAUAGGAUGCAUUGGAUUUUCAUGGGCAUCAAGCCCAGCUUGUACCGAAUUGGAAACAGUCAUGAUGGAUUGGCUAGGAAAGAUGAUCAAUUUGCCUCCACAAUUUCUGGCUGGGAAAGAUGGAGAAGGAGGUGGGGUAAUCCAGGGAACUGCCAGUGAAGCUACCCUGGUUGCCAUGCUGGCAGCUCGAACCAAAGCAAUCCAUCGUAUUCAGUUAGACAAUGAAAAUCUGACUCAGGGAGAAAUUAUUGGCCGACUGGUAGCUUAUACUUCUGAUCAAGCUCAUUCAUCAGUUGAAAAGGAUGUCUUGAUUGCUGGAGUGAAAAUCAAACAAGUUCCGACAGAUGACUCAUUUUCUGCCCGUGGUUCAGCUCUAAGAAAAGUUAUAGAUGCAGAUAAAGCUGCCGGUCUUAUCCCAUUCUUUUUGUGUGCAACUCUUGGAACUACAACAUGCUGCUCCUUUGACAAUCUGCUAGAAUUGGGUCCCAUUUGUAAUAAGGAGAAUAUUUGGAUGCAUAUUGAUGCAGCCUAUGCUGGGAGUGCUUUCAUCUGCCCUGAAUUUCGUUACCUUCUCAAUGGAGUAGAGUAUGCAGAUUCAUUCAACUUCAACCCUCAUAAGUGGCUCCUGGUCAACUUUGAUUGUUCUGCUAUGUGGGUGAAGAAGAGAUUGGAUUUAACAUGUGCCUUUAAAAUAGAUCCUGUUUACUUGAAGCAUGAUCAUGAUGAAUCUGGAUGCAUUACAGAUUACAGGCACUGGCAGAUUCCUUUAGGUAGAAGAUUCCGUUCUUUAAAAAUGUGGUUUGUGUUCCGAAUGUAUGGUGUGAGUGGAUUACAAGAAUACAUCCGCAAGCAUAUUAGGAUAGCACAUGAAUUUAAGGACUUGGUGCUACAAGAUGAUCGAUUUGAAAUUUGUGCUGAUGUUAUAUUGGGAUUGGUAUGCUUCCGAUUAAAGGGCAGCAAUGAACUUAAUGAAGUGCUUCUUAAAAACAUAAAUGAUGCCAGGAAAAUUCAUCUUGUUCCAUGUCAUCUGAGAGAAAAAUUUGUGCUCCGUUUUGCAAUUUGUGCCCGCACAGUGGAAUCUUCCCAUAUCCAGUUUGCCUGGAAGCACAUCACAACAAUGGCAAGUGUACUUCUGAAAAAACAAGAACAGAGUACUGAAUAAAAGACAAAAGGCUGGAUUCAACUCCAAAUGUAAAGGAUAACAUAAAUUCUCUCUUGUCUGAUACUUGUCUGUCACUACCAGGACCAUAUAGUGUUGUAAUUAGAUUGAGUGGGUUUAUAGAUAAAAGAGUAAUACUGAUAAUCUUCAUUUAAUGACCACUUGUUCAGUGACUACUUGAAUUUGUGAUAGCAUGCACUGAAUGGUAGUUAUGAGUGUCUCUUAUUUUUAUGCCUGUCACAGUAUUUUGUGCUCAUGUGAUUGCUGUUUGCAAUCUUAUUUGCCUACUUCUGACAAUCAAAGUCCAUCGAGAAGUCAGCAGAAUAUUGCAAAUGGUGACACAUGACAUCCUGCUUAACAAUCUGUAGUUAUUUUCAUAACAACCAGAGCAUCAGAAAUGUUGUUGCUAAGUGGCACAGUUAUGUGACAUCAAGCUUUAUAACAAUGCUGCUUAGUAACAAAUUCUAGUUCCAAUUAUUGUUGUUAAGGGAUGAUUACCAAUAAUGGCUAUUGGUGUUCAGAGGCCAAAUGCCAAAAACCUUAUCAUUAUCCCAAUAUGUACGAACCUGACUGUAAGCCCUGACAAUGUGAUCUUAUCCUGUUUGACCUCAACAUCUUCUAGGUCUUGGCUAUUGGCAGAAUAUAACAAUGAAUCAAUCUGCCUGCAAUAAUUUAUCUUUUUAGGCCAGUGGUGAUGCCUUAUGGCAGAUGAUAGCAAAUCAUAAAGAUCAGAACUAUCAGAUAAAAGUUUGCUCAGCUAGAAGACUCUGUUGUCACUUGUUGCAGUGCAGCAAAUUAAAAAAUGACAUUUGGAGGGAUGGUAGACAGCACCACUGCUUCUUUUCUGAUAACAUUCACCUUACCUGAGCCUUGGUGGUGCAGCAGACUAAAGUGCUGUUAAGUAGCACUUAGCUGCUAGCUGUCUGCAAUUACUGCAAAUUCAAAUCUCACCAGGCUCAUAGUUGACUCAGCCUUCCAUCCUUCCGAGGUAGGUAAAAUGAAGACCCGGAUUGUGGGGGCAAUAAGCUGACUUUGUAUAAAAAAGAACACAGUUUAGGGGGUGCCAAAAGCCCUACUAAGCAGGUAUAUACAAAAGUAUGAAGGCUGUUGCUUAAUGCGUUGUAAGCCGCCCUGAGUCUCCGGAGAAGGGCGGCAUAUAAAUCUAACCAAUAAAUAAAUAAUAAAUAAAUACCUCUGACCUUGCAAUUUUCAUCUCGGACUUUGAAUAUUUGCAUUUUCAAGUUUUUCCUUUCUAGCAUUCUUUUUUUCUUUUUGAUAAAGAAAAGGGGUUUUCUGAGAAAAAAAGUGAGUUUUAUUGCUAUUUCUUCUUAACUUUAGUUAUUUAAACAAAUAGGCUUUUAAUGAACUGAAAUUAUUUGAAGACUAUUUAUUGAAUUAAGAAUCUUUUGGUCCAACAAAUGAUAAUUGGGGUAAAACUAUGUAAUCUUGUCCAACCAUGCUUUCUCUUGUUAUAGGUUUGCAAGUAUAGAGAAUUAUUGAUUAUACAUUAAAAAAAUGAUGAAAAUAUUGAUAACUCGCUGAGUCACCUCAAGCUGGCAUAUAAUCAUAUAAACAUAUAAACAAUAAAUAAACUCAAGUCUAGCACCAUGACUCUAAUUGAAUUACAUUACUGUUGAAAGUUAAUGUUUCUGUGUAAUUUUCUUGAAGUAAUUGUGCCUUGCAUUAUACCCAUUAUGUGACAGAUCCUGAUUUAUGAUUUCUACUAUUAUAUAAUCAAAUGUACUAGAGUGUAUCUUUUUCUGUAUAAAUGCUUAUUUAUUUAUGCCUCUAGAAUGUUUCCACUGAACGGGAUCUUAGGGCUUGCUUAAAUCCUCUAAAGCAAUGUUGUGAAACUCAAAUAUAAUAUUAACUUAGAAAACCA